This is a messenger RNA of Seriola aureovittata, 1956 nucleotides long. It is a transcript of the gene dub, whose product is annotated as duboraya. Lineage: Eukaryota; Metazoa; Chordata; Actinopteri; Carangiformes; Carangidae. The transcript is spliced from 7 exons. The record is from RefSeq and is a predicted model, not a curated record. Bases 110 to 1372 code for a protein of 420 amino acids.
UCGGCCACAGCAGCUCAGGACGUUUUAUUUCAUGUCACUGUGUGAAGCAGCUGCUGACUUCCUGUCACUGUCACUGAAUAAUAAUUAAACUCAGCUUUAAUGAAUCAACAUGAACCUGCAGAACGAGCAGAGACAUGAUCAACAUGAGCUGCCCUGCCUCUCUCUCUCUCUCUCUCUCUCUCUCUCUCUCUCUCUCUGUCACUAUGUGUCAGUAGUAACUCUGGUUCUAUAUUUAACCUGCAGGCUAUCUCUAUCUCUCUGUGUGUCUCUCUCUCUCUAUCUCUGUGUCUCUCUCUCUCUAUCUCUGUGUGUCUCUCUAUCUCUCUGUCUCUCUCUCUGUCUCUCUCUCUCUCUCUCUCUCUCUCUCUCUUUCUCACACACACCCGACAUAAACGAGGCCGCUGAGGGACGACGAGCAGGAUGGAGACUUGUGCUGGCCUCAUGGGUUUGGACUGAUGUGGCCCUGAAGGAGGAGGCCCCAUCCCGGCGCUCAGUGGCUGAACUCGCAGGAAGAUUCAAGGGCUCUGCUCCUCCACACGAUGCAGCUGGAAAUGAAACAGAUAAACCGGUCAGACGACGACCUCCUUGCUCCCUACAGCUCCCCAAGACACAUGGAGACGACCAGGAGCAGUCUCCAGGUGUCACCUCACCUCUACCUGCCAAAACUAAGAGGAACUCUGCUCUGAUUGAGAAGCUUCAGGCCUCCCUCUCUCUCUCCCCUUCAGGUCCUAUCCCCUCUCCAAAGAGCCCCGGCUUUAGGCUGCUGCCUCCCGCCUUCCCCCCAGCCUCCCCCAGCUCUGCCCCAGUAACCGCGGUAACCACCUCAUCCACAGUGACCCCCACCAGCCCGGUCACUGCCUCUCCGGUAACUGAAGAGGAAGGCCCCGCCUCCUUUGAAGACCCUCCCACGCUGGCGGAGGGGUCCAUCCUGUUGAGCAUGAACAAGAGCCGAGCUCGUCACUCUCUCCGGCGACGCCCUCCAUCCCGCCGCCACAGGAAGUCCAGCAGCGGAGACGAGGUCGGCGUCACCAAUGACGUAGCAGACAAAGCAACAGCAGGAGGAGGAGGAGGAGAGAAGGAGGAAGCAGCAGGAGAAGUUUUCAAGAAGGAAGGAACAACUGACGAGAUGAAGGACGACAAAACCGACGCUUCAACGUGUCCUGGAGAAGAUCAGCACGAGACUGAGUCCAGAGAGGAGGACGAGAAGAGGAAGGAGGGAGAGAACGGACCCAUGGGAGGAGAGGAGGGAGACAGAUCUUCAUCAGGAGGAAAGGAGGAGGAGGAGAAACAAAACCAGGCGGAAGAUGUGAGUGAAGGAGCGACGAACACAGAGAGCAGAGAAGAAGAGAAGAGCGCAGUGAUUCCCACAUGAACAGCGUCAAUGAAACUCAACAUGUUUCACAUUAAAAGCCCUCAAGAGGGCCUUCUGUUUCCUUUGGCUUUUAAUUUGAAACAUCAACAGAAUUGACCGAACAGAACACUGGACUUUUCCUUUUGUAAGAACUUAAUGUGACGUUUUUAAUUCUGAUGUUUUCUUUCUGUUUGGUGCCUUCACAGCUGUGACUGAUGAUGAUGAUAAUGAUAAUGAUGAUGAUGAUGAUGAUGAUGAUGAUGAAGAUGAAGCUGUGUGAUUUGGUGUCUCUGUGUUUAUUUAAAGCACUGAAGCUUUUAGAGCUUCACAGUGUGACCCAGAGUCAUGUUGUUGUGUGAGUCCGGUCCUGGUUCCACCCUGACCCGGGUCCUGCUGAUCCUCCAGUGGCUCAGUGGAGGAUAAAUCCUGGUGUGUACAGGUACAGAGUUUAUUUCCUGGUCAGAGGGAAAACCUGGAGCCGGUUUCCAAAGAUUCAUUUCAAAACCAACCACGGAGCUUUUAUUGUUUCAGCAGGUGAAGAACCUGUAAAUUCUCCUUGUUUAAGUCUGAAACAGAAAUUAAAAUGCAUAUUUUUGCUAAAUUAC